This is a messenger RNA of Penicillium robsamsonii, 1422 nucleotides long. RefSeq lists its product as uncharacterized. NCBI's taxonomy places the organism in Eukaryota, Fungi, Ascomycota, Eurotiomycetes, Eurotiales, Aspergillaceae. Gene Ontology annotation, molecular function: D-lactate dehydrogenase (cytochrome) activity; FAD binding; D-lactate dehydrogenase (NAD+) activity. Gene Ontology annotation, cellular component: mitochondrion. The record is from RefSeq and is a predicted model, not a curated record. The transcript has 4 exons. Gene Ontology annotation, biological process: lactate catabolic process. The annotation marks the transcript as partial.
AUGGAAGGCAACAGCCAAGCGUACACCAACAGUCGAUAUCCUACCCCUGGACUCGACGCCGCGACAUGGGUCAGCGUGCUCGAGGAAUUUAAAUCAGUCCUCGGAGACGAAGUUGUCUUAACUGGGCAUGAGCAUCGCCUCCGCUACAAUGACCCAUAUUCAGAGGGAUCCGACGAGCAGGGGAAACGCGGAAGCUCAGCGACUCUGUUUCCUGUCACCGUCGAGCAUAUCCAGGCUGUUCUGAAGAUCUGCAACAAGCACAAGAUCCCCCUGUGGACUGUGUCGCGGGGGAAAAACCUGGGCUAUGGUGGCCCUGCCGCAAGGGGUUCCAUAAUUCUCGACCUGCAAUGUAUGCGCAAAGUGAUUGAAAUCAAUGACCGCUACUCUUAUUACACCGUUGAGCGUGGUGUCACCUUCUGCGACAUCUACCAGGAAAUCCAAGAGCAAAAGAAAAACAUAUGGUGCUCCGUGCCGGCCCUAGGCUGGGGUUCUGUCGUCGGCAACGCUUUGGAUAGAGGCUGGGAUGGGAGCGUUGUACGGACUGGUGCUGGCGCGAUUGACAAGUCUCCCUGCUGGCCGCUGUUCCGUGGCGGCUAUGGGCCCACAUACGAGAGCAUGUUCAGUCAAAGCAACUUUGGUAUCGUAACAAAGCUUACGCUUUGGGCAUCGCCCAGUCCGGAGGGCUUUAUGGCUUGUCGCAUUGAUGUCGAGAAUGAGGAGGAUCUUUCACCACUGAUAGAUGGAUUCCGCGAUCUCCUGCUUCGCGAUGUAAUCCAAAAUCACCCCUUGAUCGAGAAUAUCCCCCGCGAGAUAAUCAAGCGUGGACAGCGCCAGGAUUUUUAUGAUGGCGAAGGUACGAUUCCGGACGCUCAAUUGAAAGAGAUCCAAAAGCAGCUAGGGAUUGGGUUUUGGUCUGCGAGAUUUGGACUAUAUGGUCCUAAGGAAAUGAUCGAAUACAACUGGAAGAGAUGUCAAAAAGUAUUCGACAAACUUCCCGGUGCAAAACUUACAGGCAAGGCAUACUACCCUCCUGUGGAAAAAGAGAUUUUGAGUCCAAAAGAUAUUCCUUUGCCAGAGCGCUCUGUCGAGACUGGCACUCCUAAUCUCAUGGCUCUGAAAGCCGUUGAGUAUCGCGGCAAGGAUGGUGGCCACAUCUCCUUUUCUCCUGUUCUACCCCCCGAGGGCAGCUGCGCCAUGGCAUUCUAUCGUGAUGUGAAGCCCCUGUGUGCCCACCAUGGCUUUGACUAUUUUAGUGGCCUCCAUCUCUACCCCCGCCAUCUCACUAUGAUCAACAUGAUUUACUUCGACCGCACAUCGGAUAACGAGCGUGCCAAUGCCAACAAGCUCUUUGUGGAUCUUGUGAAUCUUGCACGAAAACAUGGAUACAGCGAGUACCGUGCCCACAUCGACUUGUUGCCGAUC